UGUGGUAUUGCCGCCAAAUUUUGGUUUCCCGCCCAAGCGUCUUCUGCGCCGUCGUUUUUCUCUGGAAACGACGUCGUAUUUUCGCUUCCGCCUCUCCCUUAAUUCCUCAUUCUCACCUUCUUGUUCUCUGUAGCCAAAGUCCGUCUCUUUCUCUGUGUGUCAAAAAAAAUUCGAUGGCAUCUGAUCCAAACUCCGGUGACCCAAUCACCGACUACAGCCAAACGCAGCGCAUAGUGCUCCUCGUAGACCUAAACCCACUGCUCGAUAUCCAAGACCCAACUCCAUUUCUGACCUCUCUCCUCUCCUCCAUUAAAACCCUUCUCUCCUUCCCUCCACUCUCCUCUUCUCUCUUUGCCUUCAGACUCUUCUUUUCAUCUCUCUCUCCACUGCUCUCCUCCUCCAAGCUCCCCACUUCUCUCUCCCUCUCUUUUCAUCUCCCUACCCCCACUUUAGUUUCCCUCUCCCAAGCCCUCAAUUCCCUCCCCGCAUUUCACCAAGACCCAUCAUUGCCUAAUUCCUCUACGCCCCGGGCUUCGUGCCUCGCCGCCUCCUUGCGCCAGCUUGUGCAUGACUAUGCCUGGGACCCCGUGAUCUGUGAUUCAGCCACGGGUAUGUUUUCAAAUUGUGAUUCUGUUGCUGUGAGGUCUAAUCUAGUUGUUCUGUUUUCGCCCCUUUGUAUGUCUGUAAACUGUUUGUCAGAAUUCCUGAAUGUGGGAGUGGAUGAUGAGUCUUUGGAAAAUGUGAAUGUGUUUUGCAAGAGAUUUCGCGGUUUAUUUGAGAAUAUAAAUAAUGCAUUUGUCAGUCGAGAUAUUCAAUGUGGUUGGGUUGAUGUCAGGUACAAAUUAGAAUGUGGUCAGGAUAAGGUUGGGAAUGAUGAGGAUAGGAUGCGAUUUGGGUUUCUCAUGAGUGGGAUUAGGAGUUUGGGAUGGGGAUGUUGUUCGACGGAUUCAAUUGUUCUUGGUUCUGCUCUUGUUCCCUUUGGAUUGAUUUAUCCAGAGAUUGGGAUAUCACCGAAGUUUUUUGGUUGUAAUGAUUGUCAUGAGAAAGUCUACACGCAUUUGAGUCUCGAGAUAUUGGAUGUUAUCGGGAAGCCUUUGGAAUGCAAGUUUUGUGAUCUUAAAUUGGUUGAUUUGAAGAUGUUUCCUAGAAAUACAGCAGACGAUGUUUUCUUUUCCCUGGAAAUCAUGAAUUCACAACCAAGAGGUGAUGAACUGAAGAAAAUGUUCUGGGAAAAUUUUGGCAGUGGUGUGACAAAAUUCCAGGUUAAGGCUUUGCAAAAGUACAAUGAGUUUUUGAAAAUCAAGGGGCACUUAUCUGAUCCUCUUCUUGUAAGUGAAGUUUCGGAAAAACUUGGUAAAGAUGGAAAAGAAAGUUCUGUCAAUCUUUUUGCAGAUAAGGUUCUUGAGAUGCUACAAAUGGACUUGGGUGAGAUUGUGCAGAGAAAAUCGGCACCGAUUUGGGAGAUUCUCUUGAGUUUCUUAUAUAGGUAUGGUCAGGGAGCAUUAGUGUCUCUUUCAAAUGACAGUGGUGUAUCAUAUACGGGAAUCCUUAAGCCUUUCACAGUUUCUUCGGCUCUGCUGUUUAUUGUGGAUGAAGGAUUUCACCCUCAGGAAAAAGUGUAUGAUAAUGGUGGAGGAAAUGUGGACCAAUUAAGUCCAAAGAUGAACAAUGAGAUUUGCAAACCGAAUGCUGAUUUGAAUCAAACUGAGCCUUCACCAUCUAAUAAGCAUUCUGCAGGCAAGAAUGGAAGGAAGUGGAAUAACAAAAGAAAAUCAAAUUUGCUACAAGACCUCACAUGGAGUGCCUUCUGUAAGGCAGCAUUUGAACACACAGAGCUAGGUUUGGAAGAGGUUUACUUUGUCAGGGAAUGUAAUAACUCAAAAAAGAUGAGAUUUCUGAAAUGCUGGAUGAAACAGAUUAAAAAGUCUAGCCUCAUAAUGGAGAAACAAUCCCAGACAUUCCAGUCCAAUAAAAAAGAGAUGAACAAUAGGUUGGAUAACUUGCACCAAGAAAGUGAACAGCCAAUUCCUUCAUCUGCUUCAGUUGGAGAAAAUUCUUUAACUGUGGCUUGCGGAAUACAGAAUGAAGCUGCUCUGGAAUUUAGAUCAGAAACCUCGGAAGACUUUUUCAGUAAUCUAUCCAAUAAGAUCCAACAAGGACUUGAAUAUGAAGCAGUGGACUUGGGGGCUUUGGCAUAUCGGCUUGUGAAUUCAUCCAUAUUUUGGUUAAAGCAAAAGUGUGACAAAGAACCCCUUUCAGAGAGUCGAACUCCUCUUCUAAAAUCUGGUGAUACUGAUUAUUUGGUUGCUGCUGAGGUGUUAAAACUUUUACUGAGAGAUCCCAAGGAUAUCAAUGCAAGGCACAAAAGCAGUGGUCUAUCUUUUAAAGCAUCUGGUUCAGAAUCUGAAGGACUUACUUCAGGAAAAAUAGUUCGAGAAUAUGAAUUGCAGAUAUUUUUCCGGAUGGAGAUACUACAGUCAGAGGUUGGUGCAACUAUUGCAGAGUCUAUGAAACAGAAGUUUGUAAAACAUAUUUGCUCAUUUUUGGAGAAAAUUCGGUGUCAUCUGGAUGGAGGCUUCUUUGGUAACUGGAGCAUAGAUGAUUACGUUGAAAAUAUCAUAAAAAGCAGGUACUGUGAGACACUUGAAGAUGUGGUUCACAGAAUCUAUACAAAAAUGGAUUUGUUGCUGUUUGCUGAUGAGGAACCCCCUAAUAAUUUACUCAACAGUGAGGAUAGCAAUCAAUCAUACAGAGAAAAACCAGAGAGAGAUGAAGUGGAUGAAAAUAAUGGAAUCAAGGAAUCAGUAUCAGCAGAAGAUGAGCCCCUUCGUCCGCCGAAAAUUGAUAAUGCAAGACCCAGUGCCCAAGAGAUUAAACAAAAGGAGCAUGCUCACAAGUUAAUUGAAGCCCAAGAGAGGAGAGAGAGAGCUCGGAGAUUUGCUUCUUUUACGAGAGGGGUGCCUGAUUUGCAGAGAAUUUGGGCCCCAAAACAGCCGAAGGCAUCGAAACCAAAGUCGAAUCCUCAUCGAAAGCGGUUUAAAAGGAAGGACCAUAGAGGUUCCUGUGAUGACAGAGUAUGUGAAACCCCAAUGUCAGGAAACAAACGUUCAUGCCAACAGGGCAGCUGCUUUGAUGAUAAAGACUAUGGUAAUGAGUCAUGCGGUGGUUCUGUUUCUAAAGCAUUGUUUCAGGAUGACCAGUGAAAUGGAGCUGCAAUGCAAUGAUGUGAAUUCUCCUCCGAUCAUUUGCCAAAUAGACACUGGAAGCAUAUAUAUGCAAGUCUAACCAAAAGCAGCUCAACUUAACCAGUUCAUUGAAGUGCAACUUUUCUUUUUAACUCUAAUUUUAUUACCAAUUUUCUGUAAAAUGGUUCUUUUAUUCUUUUAGCGACAUGCAAGAUGAAAGUGCCGUUGGUUAUCACUGAGCGCAUAUUUCAUUUGCUCAGCUCUAUACAUUUCUGAAUUUGAACUGCAUAAAAAUUAAUAAAAAAUAUGUGAUUUUUUUUUU
Molecule: messenger RNA, 3507 nt
Organism: Prunus persica (peach)
Lineage: Eukaryota; Viridiplantae; Streptophyta; Magnoliopsida; Rosales; Rosaceae
Exons: 3
Coding region: 174-3203 (1009 amino acids)
Biological process (GO): DNA replication; response to ionizing radiation; regulation of DNA-templated DNA replication initiation
Cellular component (GO): nucleus
Molecular function (GO): chromatin binding
Source: RefSeq, a predicted model, not a curated record